This is a messenger RNA of Limanda limanda (common dab), 1629 nucleotides long. It is a transcript of the gene cipca, whose product is annotated as CLOCK-interacting pacemaker a. NCBI's taxonomy places the organism in Eukaryota, Metazoa, Chordata, Actinopteri, Pleuronectiformes, Pleuronectidae. The coding region runs from base 1 to 1140 and encodes 379 amino acids. Gene Ontology annotation, biological process: negative regulation of circadian rhythm; negative regulation of DNA-templated transcription. The record is from RefSeq and is a predicted model, not a curated record. Gene Ontology annotation, cellular component: nucleus. The transcript is spliced from 4 exons.
AUGUUGGAAGCGAGUUGUGAACAGUUCGCUUACGUCGCUAGCAGAGUUGGGGAGCAAAAGGCAAACAUGAACUGUUCUAGUCGACCCGGCAGACACGGGACACCCGUGUUCACCAGGGCAACACGCCUCGGAACAUCCAAGCCUGACCUGGAGAGAGAUUCAGGCUUCUCAGACGCCAGCUCUGAGAACCUCAGUACAGUCGAUCUGACCGACUCUGAAGAUGCAGGAAGGCCGGGGUCCAUAUUCGGCCAGUACCCAGCGGCUCCACAGGUGGCUCUGAUGGGAGGCUCAUACGCUGCACUGUCUCCAAUGAUCAUCAUGAACAACUUAGUCCUCAAUCAGCCAUCCAUGAUGGCUCCAGCAGAAAAUCAGUGGGGGUUUUCUUCACCCUUGGAAGUGAUGCCUCAAUCGCAGGUGGUUCUUCUCCAACCCAUGGUUUCUAAUGGCAGCAGCAGCUCUGCAAACACUUGCUCUGAAAAUAGCCGACAUUCUAAAGGCCACACGCCUGUCGUCAAGUCAUACCCGAGAAUCGCCCCUCACCCCAAAGACGUGCCCACUAAAAGGGUGGGAUCCCCCAGGAUGAGGGGACAUUCAACAUCCGAAAAUGACCAGCAGCACAGGAGGCAUCGCCACAGCCACAGGUCUUACAGCUCGCCCAGCCUACAGCUGCCACUGCAGUCUCCUGUUAAACCCAUCGCCAACUCCCAAGCAGCAAACCCUCCGACACAGGCAGCUGAGAGUCAGGAGCAUCUUACUGACACCCCUCUCUACCCACUGGCAGGAACCAGCACUCUGCCCCCCUGUACAGAUGAGUUCAGGACAGAGAUGGACGACGACGGGAUCCAUGCUGACAAAUACCAGGACGACCUCUCAAUGGACAAUGAUAAGCUGAAACGCUUCAGCAAUACCUACAAUAUUCUCGACAAGUCGGGUUUGCUGGGGAUCACCUUGCGCACAAAGCAGCUCAUGAAGGAGAACAAGCGCACCCAGGGCCAGCUGCAGCAACUUCAAGAGCAGACGGCUCUGCUGCUGGAGGCUCUGAGCAGCAGAGACCCACAGAUCUGGACUAAACUCCAGCUUUCUCUGCAGGACACAGAUAAGGACCAGUGGGGAGCUAAAGGUCCGAGACACCUGGCAUAAUGUAUUGGUGCAUGUGACCAGAGAUUCUCAAUCUGGGGGACACAAUACAAUUUGCCGAAUGUGAAAAAGAUAGUUUCAAGAAAAGCUUUCUUUUUUGUGAAAUAGUCAACACAUCACCCAGCAUUUCAAUUAACCAAAAAAAGUGAACUAAACUCAAUGCUUUAAUGCUUUUGACAGCAGGUUGUUAGUACAAAUGGUCUUAUAUCCACAGAUAAUGGAGAAAAAACACUCAGAUGGUCUAAUCUCUAAAUAUGAAGCUGUAGCACAUUCUCUCUUACUAAGUGGGAGUUAGGUAGCAUGCUUACAUUUCAAACCUUUGCCUAUAAUAGUUUUUCUAGCCUCUGCUGUUUCAAAGAGCAGGUAUCGCUUGCAAUAGGGCUAGGCCUUCUAUACACCAAACUGCUGUCUGCACAAGCGCAUGCCUUACAGCAUGGGAGCGCACAUGGGGUUAAUUCCUUAUACAUGCUUUGACGCUCUGAUCUGCGGAGA